ACUUCUUCAAAGUGAAACUGAAAGUAAUUUCUUGAGCGUGAUAAAACCUGCAGCCUCUCCUUGUCCUUUCACAGCAGUAUAGAGAGAGCGGAGCACAGCAGUCGAAGCAGAGCGGCGUUCGGUUCCCAUUCCUCAGAUAUUCUUAAUACACUGCAGAGAAAAAACAGGAAGCAGCUAUGGCCAGCAAUACAGUGGCAAUGCCAGCCCCUGUGUGUCUGAUAGAGAACAGCUCCACUGGACAGCUUCAUGUGAACCAGCAGGCGCUGGAGAUCCUGUCCCAGAUUGACCAGCCGGUGGUGGUGGUCGCUAUCGUGGGCUUGUAUCGCACAGGCAAAUCCUACCUCAUGAACAAGCUGGCUGGGAAGAGAUCGGGAUUCUCCCUGGGGGCGACCAUACAGUCCCACACUAAAGGCAUCUGGAUGUGGUGUGUCCCUCACCCGUGUAAACCCGGCCACACCCUCGUGCUGCUCGAUACGGAGGGGCUGGGAGACGUGGAGAAGGGAGAGCAGAAGAAUAAUUGGAUCUUGACGCUGGCUGUGCUGCUCAGCAGCACCUUGGUUUACAACAGCAUGGGCCCCAUCACCGACAACUCAGUGCAGAAUCUGCACUGUGUGACUGAGCUGGAGGAACGCCUGAAAGUUAGAGAAGGAGACAGCAGCCUGGACAGCUCCAAAGAGUUCCUUCGUUUCUUCCCCUCUUUCGUUUGGGCGCUACGAGAUUUCACUCUGAAUGUGAGCGUUGAUGGGAGGCCCAUCACAGCCGAUGACUACCUCAAUAAUUGCUUAGGGCUGAAAACAGGUGCUUCAGAUGCUGUCCAGACCUAUAACUUGCCCCGCAGCUGCAUCCAGAACUACUUUCCCAGUCGGAAGUGCUUUGUGUUUCAGAAGCCCACCUCCACAGGGAUGAUGGCGAGGAUUGAGGAACUCACUGACAACGAUUUGGAACCAGCAUUCGUAGAACAGACCAAGAACUUCUGUUCUCAUAUCUUCAGCAACACUGAAACCAAAACUGUGAUCGAUGGUUCCACUGUCACUGGCAGAUUGCUGGGGAGACUGACAGAGAUCUAUGUGGAGACCAUUAUCAGUGGGCAGAUCCUUUGUCUGGAUAAUGUGGUUCUGGCCCUGUCUGAGAUUGAGAACUCGGCCGCAGUGCAGAGUGCCCUCACUCACUACAAGGAGCAGAUGAAGGAGAGAGUCUCCUUUCCUAGUCACACCCAGAAGGAGAUUUCUGAUGUGCAUGGCCAGUGUGAGGCUGCAGCUGUACACAUCUUUCUGGAGCGCUGCUUCAAGGAUGAGGAUCAGCGAUACCUGUUAGAGCUCAAUACGCUCCUGCAUGAGGAAUUGGAAUCAAUCCGUUCAGGAAAGAGGUUCCAGAGUCUGAAGGAUUGUGAAUCAGCGAGCCAUUCCAGAGUGCAGCACAGGAGUGACCAGCCAGCCAGCCAUUCCAGAGUGCAGCACAGGAGUGACCAGCCAGCCAGCCAUUCCAGAGUGCAGCACAGGAGUGGACAGUGGACAGAAACAGCUAUAGGUAACAAUACAGUGGCAAUGCCAGCCCCUGUGUGUCUGAUAGAGAACAGCUCCACUGGACAGCUUCAUGUGAACCAGCAGGCGCUGGAGAUCCUGACCCAGAUUGACCAGCCAGUGGUGGUGGUCGCUAUCGUGGGCUUGUAUCGCACAGGCAAAUCCUACCUCAUGAACAAGCUGGCUGGGAAGAGAUCAGGAUUCUCCCUGGGGGCGACCAUACAGUCCCACACUAAAGGCAUCUGGAUGUGGUGUGUCCCUCACCCGUGUAAACCCGGCCACACCCUCGUGCUGCUCGAUACGGAGGGGCUGGGAGACGUGGAGAAGGGAGACCAGAAGAAUGAUAACUGGAUCUUCACGCUGGCUGUGCUGCUCAGCAGCACCUUGGUGUACAACAGCAUGGGCACCAUCACCGACAACUCAGUGCAGAACCUGCACUAUGUGACUGAGCUGACAGAACAUCUGGAAGUUAAGGCAGGAGAUGGGAAUCUGGAUAUCUCUUCAGAAUUCGCUCGUUUCUUCCCCUCCUUCGUCUGGACGGUGCGAGAUUUCUCUCUGGACCUGAUUAUGGAUGGGAAGCCUAUCACAGCCGAUGAAUACCUGAAUAAUUCCUUAAAGCUAAAAAAAGGUUCAUCCAAGUCCACCCAGACCUAUAACUUGCCACGCGAGUGCAUCCGAAAUUACUUCCCCAGCAGGAAGUGCUUUGUGUUCAGGCGUCCCACCUCCGAAGACAAGAUGAGGAGAAUUGAAGAGCUCUCUGACAGCGACCUGGAACCAGUAUUUGUAGAACAGACCAAGAACUUCUGUGCCCACAUCUUCAACAAUACUGAAACCAAAACAAUGAAAGGAGGAUUCACAGUCACUGGCAGAUUGCUGGGGAGACUGGUAGAGACGUAUUUGGACACCAUUGCCAGUGGGAAGGUCCCUAGUCUGGAUAAUGCUGUUCUGGCCCUGUCUCAGAUUGAGAACUCGGCCGCAGUGCACAGUGCCCUCACUCACUACAAGGAGCAGAUGAAGGAGAGAGUCUCCUUUCCUAGUCACACCCAGAAGGAGCUUUCUGAUGUGCAUGGCCAGUGUGAGGCUGCAGCUGUACACAUCUUUCUGGAGCGCUGCUUCAAGGAUGAGAAUCAGAGAUACCAGCUGGAGCUCAUGAAAUGUUUGCAGGAGGAGUAUGAAUCAAUCUGUCGUAAGAAUGAGAAGGAAUCAGAGAAGUCUUGCAAGGCACUCAUUGCAAGUCUCUUCAGGAAUGUAGAGGACAGACUGAGCUCAGGUUUCUACAUGGACAUAGGAGGGUACAAGCAGUACAAGAGUGACCAGGAACACUUCAUCAGGCAAUACAAAGACACACCUGGCAAAGGGAUUCAGGCUGAUGCCGUUCUGAAGGAAUUUCUGAAUGGAAAAGAGACAAUGGGUAACAUGAUUCUUGCUGCUGAUGAGUCUCUCAGCGAGCAACAAAAACGUAUAGAAGAGGACCAAGCUAGGCGUGAUGCUAUGGAGCGGGACAGACGGGCAAUACAGGAAAAUCAAAAGGUUCUGCAGCAGCUGCUGGACGACCAGGAGAGAUCCUACAAGCAGAACAUGGAGCAGCUUCUGAAAAAGUUGAAGGAAGACCAAAAGACUGCCGCAGAGGAGUAUGAUAGAGUGCUGCAGGCUAAACUCAGGGAACAGAAGGAUCUUCUAGAGAGCGGUUUUGAGGAGAAGGCAAAGAAACUUGAGAAUGACGUGAGAAGCCUGAGUCAGAAGAAGGAGGAGACACAAUCCCAGUCCACUUUAAGCAAAGUCAUGGAAACAGUUGGCAACGCGGCGUCCUUGUUUUUACCAGGAAUAGCUGGAAGAGCACUCGGAGUUGCCACUUCCUUCCUUUCACGCUUCUUUUGAUGAAAUGGGCUUGAUCUCCUUCAUAUAUAUGUUUAUGUUCCUGUGUGAUUGUUACUUAUUCAACAUACUCACAGUAUUUCACAUUCUAAGCGCUAAGAAAUAGUUUGAAGAAAUGAUUACGGUAUUAUUUACAUGUUUUAGGUAGACUGCUUGCUAGUCUGACUACUCUUAACUGAAUAUGUGACUGUAUCUUGUAGAUUUUGUAUAAUGAUGUGGAUUUUACAAUACAGGUCCAUCGUUUUCUGCAGCUUUCCUGACACAAGCCGAGCACACAUUUCACUGUGCAGCACCAAACAGCCAACGUGGUGGCCUUAGAUGUAAAAUAAAUUCCAUUAUCUAUUCAAAUUCUAUUAUUCCAACAACUUUUGUCUAUUUUCUUACAACAGAACCUUGUAUAAGUACAAAACUAACAUUCUCUGGUCAGACUCCUCAUGGAACUUUCUUCCCAGAGCUUCAUGGAGAUAGGGGGAACGAUCAGGGAAUAUCCUGGAAAAAAACUAAACCGAAUGAUCCAUGUACAGUAUGCAUGUUUCUACCAGUCAGGUGACACACAGAACAUGAACAGUGGGUCUU
This is a messenger RNA of Acipenser ruthenus (sterlet), 3971 nucleotides long. RefSeq names its product guanylate-binding protein 1-like. NCBI's taxonomy places the organism in Eukaryota, Metazoa, Chordata, Actinopteri, Acipenseriformes, Acipenseridae. The record is from RefSeq and is a predicted model, not a curated record. Gene Ontology annotation, molecular function: GTPase activity; GTP binding. Bases 177 to 3398 code for a protein of 1073 amino acids. The transcript is spliced from 18 exons.